Molecule: messenger RNA, 1439 nt
Organism: Durio zibethinus
Lineage: Eukaryota; Viridiplantae; Streptophyta; Magnoliopsida; Malvales; Malvaceae
Product: 2-Cys peroxiredoxin BAS1, chloroplastic-like
Biological process (GO): cellular response to stress; response to oxidative stress; cell redox homeostasis
Molecular function (GO): thioredoxin peroxidase activity
Source: RefSeq, a predicted model, not a curated record
CACAUGGAGAGGAUUCGGCGAAGCUCGAGUGUAGUGAAGUUCAUGGAGGCGAGGAAAUCUACGGUUGAUUUUAGAUCAUCGAGAGAGGCGAUUGACGGGAGGGUGGUAUUGGAUUAGGAAGAAAAAAUGAAGGCCGAUAACCCAAUAUAAAACCCCCACACUUUCCAGUUAUCCUCUUACCCACCAGAUAUAUCAUUUCUCCUCGUAGGCUCCCAGAGUGGGUGAGAAAAAAUGGCUUGCUCAGCUACUUCAACCACUGCAGCUCUCAUCUCCUCAAACCUCAGAGCUUUCUCCCCCAAAUCCAAGCCCUCCUCCCUAUCUCUUCCUCUCCCCAAUUCCUUCACCGGUCUCCGUGCUCCUCUCCUAUCUCGCGUUGCCCGCUCCGUUUCCCACUCCUGCGACUCCCAUUCUCGAAAGACUUUAGUCGUCAAAGCCAGCAGUGAGCUUCCACUGGUGGGAAAUACUGCUCCUGAUUUUGAGGCAGAGGCUGUCUUUGAUCAGGAGUUCAUUAAGGUCAAGCUCUCUGAAUUCAUUGGGAAGAAAUAUGUGAUUCUCUUCUUCUACCCAUUGGACUUUACAUUUGUUUGCCCCACAGAGAUUACUGCUUUCAGUGACCGCUAUGAAGAAUUUAAGAAGCUAAACACGGAAAUAUUAGGUGUUUCUAUUGACAGUGUGUUCUCUCACCUUGCCUGGGUUCAGACAGAUAGGAAGUCAGGUGGUCUUGGUGAUUUGAAGUAUCCAUUAAUAUCUGAUGUCACGAAGACAAUUUCCAAAUCGUAUGGAGUGCUGAUUCCUGAUCAGGGAAUUGCAUUGAGAGGGCUUUUCAUUAUAGAUAAGGAGGGAAUUAUCCAGCACUCUACUAUUAACAACCUUGCCAUUGGGAGGAGUGUUGAUGAAACAAUGAGGACUCUCCAGGCCUUGCAGUAUGUGCAGGAAAAUCCAGAUGAAGUUUGCCCAGCUGGGUGGAAGCCUGGAGAGAAAUCCAUGAAAUCAGACCCUAAGCUCAGCAAGGAGUACUUUGCAGCAAUUUGAGGGUAGCCAAGAGUCCAUUAGGAAUGUCUAAAUGAGUUUUGUUUUUAUGUAUCUGUUUCUGUUAUCAAUUGUGGAGCUUUGGACAGUAAUCGCUGGGGAAUAAUCAUGUUGGCAUUGGUCUUUUGCAUUUUUUUUUUUGGUACUUGAGGAUGUGAGGAAUGGAUAGUUAGAUUUUAUUAUAUUAUUGGACAGAUAAGGUUGACAAAAAAGAAAAAUUGCAGAGAGCCAUUACUGCUGGAAGGUUUUGAACCUCUGGUUGAUGAUCAUAUGACAUUGAGGGAAAGGGGAGAAAAUGAGUACUUCACUUUUCUUCAUUGUUCUUUCCCGGUUUGGCAAUGCUUGGAAAGAAUAAGAAAAGAAUCUUUUCUAGCGGAUUGAUGGUAAAUCAGUAGAUAUUUAAUUUCUAA